AGCUGAAAUUUGGUUUGUCAUGUCGUACUUCGAGGCAAAAUAAAGAAAACAGAGAAAUACACAGUUAAACUUGCGAGAAACAGUGAUUUUUAGCCCGUUUCUUGAAAAUGGUGUACAUUUCAAGAAACGGCGCAGUGCAGGAAGCUCAACCAUGGGGAGUGGAUCGCAUAAAAGGCCUCAUAAUGGGGUUCUUUAACUUCCUGGUGAUGUUCUUCCGCACGAUGCUGGAUUUCCAGGGUGGCGGAUCUGGUGGCCAAGAUACAAGACGCGGUCCUGGUGGCGGUAGUGGUGGAGGUGGUGGUCCUCCCGGUGGUGGACCUCGUCGGCGACCGAUCGGCCGACCGAUGACACUGUCCGACUGUACCGUUCCGGGUGGUGGAUGAGCACGGUAAAGUGCCAAAACGCUGAUGAUUAUCGGUUAGCGUUUGGCACCGUGCCUCUUCUACAUAAUUGCGUGAACCUGUGCAACCCGUAGGGAUACUCCUACGUAUGACGGACGCAUCCUAAACCUUCGCUACCAAACAGGCGGAUGCGCCCCGAAGAAUGGGUCGUGCAGGUUUCCGAAGCUUCUACCGCGUGUGGUGGUGGGGUGCACUAUUUGUUUUUCUUGUUAAACUGGCCGAACAUCGCCAUGGACAUCUGUAUAUCUACUAUCAACUUUCAAAACUACAACACUAAACCGUUUUAUUGAACAUUCUAACGCAUUCUAUGCUAAUGAACCAUGUGAAAAAUUAUACGUUGAGAUUACGAAUUGGUUACCUUCUCUGUGGCAAAAAAUUGAAGCGUUAUUAAAUUAAUCUUUGUGUAACAUAA
Anopheles moucheti is the source of this 813-nucleotide messenger RNA. Its product is annotated as glycine-rich selenoprotein-like. NCBI's taxonomy places the organism in Eukaryota, Metazoa, Arthropoda, Insecta, Diptera, Culicidae. The record is from RefSeq and is a predicted model, not a curated record. The coding region runs from base 108 to 383 and encodes 91 amino acids. The transcript has 3 exons. Gene Ontology annotation, biological process: calcium ion transport; endoplasmic reticulum calcium ion homeostasis. Gene Ontology annotation, cellular component: endoplasmic reticulum membrane; Golgi apparatus.